Molecule: messenger RNA, 1037 nt
Organism: Anolis sagrei ordinatus
Lineage: Eukaryota; Metazoa; Chordata; Lepidosauria; Squamata; Anolidae
Product: olfactory receptor 6B9-like
Biological process (GO): G protein-coupled receptor signaling pathway
Cellular component (GO): membrane
Molecular function (GO): olfactory receptor activity; G protein-coupled receptor activity; odorant binding
Source: RefSeq, a predicted model, not a curated record
GUUUUACAAGAAGCUGUUGUGAUAAAUGUAUGUAACUUUAUUCAACAUAUGUCUAUUUAUUUUCUCCUACAGAGAAGAAACUGCAUAAGCCAGGAGCAGGAAUGGGAAAAGGAAACAAGACUGUUCUCACUGAGUUUAUCCUUGUGGGCUUCUCAACCUCAAUGCAUUUCCAGCUUCUGCUCUUUUUUGUUUUCUUAAUAAACUAUGUUUUGGUGCUGGCAGAAAACAUAAUCAUCAUAAUAACAGUCUGGUUGAACAAACACCUUCAUAAGCCUAUGUAUUAUUUCCUGUGUAACAUGUCCUUCCUGGAAAUCUGGUACAUCAGUGUCACCAUUCCUAAGAUGCUCUCAGACUUCCUUACUCAGAACAAGAACAUAUCUUUUGCUGGAUGCAUGACACAGCUCUACUUUUUCAUUUCUUUAGCGUGCACAGAGUCUGCUCUCCUAGCUGUCAUGGCCUAUGAUCGCUAUAUAGCCAUAUGCUUCCCCUUGCGAUACAUAGCCAUCAUGAGCACUAGGUUCUGCAUCCAAUUGGCAGGUGGAUCAUGGAUAAGUGGAUUCACUAUCUCCAUUUUCAAGGUGUCCUUCAUUUCACAAAUAACCUUCUGUGGUUCCAAUAUCAUCAAUCACUUCUUUUGUGACAUUUCACCUGUGCUUAAUCUAGCCUGUACAGACAUGUCACUAGCUGAGAUAGUAGAUUUUGUAUUAGCUAUUAUCAUAUUGGUCCUUCCCCUGUCUGUGACUAUUUUGUCCUAUAUCUUUAUCAUUGCUACCAUCCUACGCAUUUCUUCAGCUACUGGGCGCAACAAGGCUUUUUCCACUUGUGCCUCACACCUUUCAGUAGUUAUACUUUACUACACGGCCAUGAUCUUCAUGUAUGUGAGGCCUAAGGCUAUCUCCUCCUAUAACUCCAACAAGCUGAUUUCUGUUAUCUAUGCUGUACUAACACCCAUGUUAAAUCCCUGUAUCUACUGCCUCAGAAAUGAGGAGGUCAAGAAGGCUAUUUGGAGAACAAUGGGUAGCAAGACUUUGCUAUGA